Molecule: messenger RNA, 1171 nt
Organism: Saccostrea cuccullata (small rock oyster)
Lineage: Eukaryota; Metazoa; Mollusca; Bivalvia; Ostreida; Ostreidae
Product: multiple epidermal growth factor-like domains protein 11
Exons: 8
Coding region: 29-1144 (371 amino acids)
Molecular function (GO): scavenger receptor activity
Source: RefSeq, a predicted model, not a curated record
AAGUUAAUAUUGUAAUCAAGACAUAUAUAUGCAAUUCUCUUCUUAUGAAGCCUGUUCAAAUGGAAAGUAUGGUCCUGAUUGUUCGUUAUCUUGUUCUGGACAUUGUAAACAUAAUCUCACUUGCAAUCCCAUAAAUGGUACCUGCUCGAAUGGUUGUUCAGACGGAUGGAUGGGUGUGAUUUGUAACAAAACAUGCGUUUCUGGAACCUUUGGAUCAGAUUGUAAAAAUAACUGUAGUGGAAAUUGCCUUUAUGAUUUAAACUGCAACAGAACAACGGGAAAAUGUGACAGCGGAUGUAAACAUGGGUACCAGGGAGAACUUUGCAAUGCAGUAUGUAGCUUUGGAUAUUACGGACAUAACUGUUUGAAACAAUGCAGUCCUCUCUGUUUUGGAAAAAGCUGUCAUAAUAUCAAUGGAAACUGCAACUUUGGGUGCAUCAGCGGGUACCAAGGCCCAACUUGUGAACAUUCUUGCAACAACGGAUCGUAUGGUCAGAACUGCUCCUUGAGAUGUGAGAAAUGUGUGAAUCAAUCCUGUGAUCCUAUUUCCGGCAUGUGCCAUUAUGGGUGUGAACCAGGAUGGAUAGGCCCUCAAUGCUCUGAAGUAUGUACCGCAGACAAAUAUGGAACAGACUGUAUGUUUUCUUGUAGUCAAAACUGCGUUAACAAGGAAUCUUGUGACCACGUGACUGGAGUUUGUAAAAAUGGUUGUUUAGAUGGAUAUAAAGGAGAGCUAUGCAAUUUAGUUUGCGGUAAUGGUUAUUUCGGAGCAAAUUGUUCCAAUGUUUGCUCUAAGAACUGCUCUGAUAUAUGCCAUCAUAUUGACGGGACUUGUAACUGCAAAGCUGGAAUAGAAAAUUCUCCAGAAUGCAAACAAGUUUCAUCAUUGACAAUGGCUAGAAAAUGUGAUGAUCACUGGUUUUAUGCUAUUGGAAUGUCCAUAUUCGGCAUACUGAACGUUUUGACCUGUGCAUUAUGGAUUUGUGAAAGAAGAAAGCAAGUAAAAGUGAGAAGAUAUUCCUCAUCUCACUACAUAACAACUGAAGUAGACAUAAAAGAAAAGACUUCUGAAACACAUGAAUAUCAAGACGUGAAAUCCGUAUCACGCGAUUUUUCGUACCAAAAUCUCACGUUUGAAACCUGAAAAUUUUCAUUAUACAGGAUUUGACUA